AUGAUGUCGCAGUCGCUCCAAACUCGGCGCUCAUCGCGGAAACCCGAUCUCUCGUUGAACAUUUCUACCGUCUCCAACUUUCGUCGAGUCGCCUCAUCCGGGCCGGCUCAUUGGCUGGACGAACAACUCGUAACCGAGGCUCCGUCGAGCAGCGGGCGGCGCGACGAAGCAUUGGACACUAAGCCGCCGUCCCGGCGACCUGCUGCGGCCUUAUUUCACCUCAGCGCUGGUAGUAACAGCGCGGGUGGCACGAUAGGCCGCGACACCACGCAGCUCUCAUCGUCGGGAGGUUUUCCCCCGCGUCUGUCCGCCGGCGACUCGGAGCCGGUGGCGGCGGCCCGGUUAUCCACCGGCAGGGCCGUGGCGUUGCUAGGUGCACGACGGUUCGCUCGCUCCUUGUCGUCCUCCGCACUGCCAGAAUCGGCGCUUCCUCCCCCCUCGUCCAUCUCGCUCUCCUCCGCGCAAGGCUCGGGCAGAUCGCCGCCGCCGUCGGCCUUAUUGUCACCUCAGACGCCGUCGCCCUCGCGAGAAGAGUCCAGGCGGACGAGAGAUUGGAUCCGGCCGACGGUCGGCGGGCCGUGUGAAAUUGCUUCCAAGCCGACCGUUGGAGGAGAUGCGUGCAAGGCUUCAGAUGGCCCUUCUGUCAGCAGCCCAGCGGCGAGUGCUUCCCACGUCUCUUCCUGCACUGCGCGUGUGGCAACAGCACCUGUUACGGCCGUCACGAGUACCACCAUGCAAGUCAACACGCAAGGCAGCACGCACGGCAUCACCCAAGGCAGCACCCAAGGCAGCACCCAAGGCAGCAGCAGCAUGGGGGUAAAGAGCCAACCAACAAGAGGAGGCCCGGCUGUUACCAGCGAUUCCGCUGCCCUUCCCAGCCCAACCACCCGCCUCUCCCCGCGCCCUCCACCCUCCCCGCGCCCUCCACCCUCCCCUCGACUCCUUCGCUCGCCGAUCUCACGCGCAUCUGCAAUCACACCUGGACUCGACCAGCGCGCCGCUACCACCCUCGCAGCACGCCGAGCGCCUGAAACACCCAUUCCUCCUCUGCACAUGCCGUCCCCCACGCCCGUGAAGUGGCAGCCGCCGUCCCCCACGGCCGUGCGCAGCCCGCACGCGGAGCGCAUUCAGCAGCGCGCGGCGGAGGCAAGGGCGCGACAGACGCACAUGGACGAGGCGUGGGGCGCGCUCCUGCUGCGCGACAGCCAAGGCUGUUCCGUGUGUGAGCCAGCCAAGGGUGCUCCAAGCAAGAGUGCAGCAGGCGAGUCUGCUGCGGAUUCUUUUCCUCUGACUGCUGGUGCUGCUGCAAAGCCGUCCUGGGGUGCUUCCUGGCAGCUUCUGAUGGCGUCGGGGCGAAGCCUCAAGGGGUGGAAUGGGGCCUCAACGGCGGCAAAGGAGAGUGGCAUAAACGAAUGUGUUCCUGGAGGGGAUGAGUUAGGGAGGCUGAUCAGCGCUGCAGGUGGCAGGUCAUCAGGAAGGCUGAGGCGUGGCAUGAGCUUGACUCGCGGAACACCUCCCUCUGACCACCGCGCCGUGCAGCCGUCUCCUCUGAUGGGAGAAGGCGAACAAACGGGAAUGCGGACGAUGGGAAGCACAACAAGAGCACCAGUAGGAGUGGGGACGAGGAGUGGGGCAGAAGGAGCACUAUUGGGAAUGGGGACACGGACAGGGGGAAUAGGAACGUUUACCGAGGCAAGGAUGGUGGGCGUGAGCAGCAGCAAGCUUGGGGUUGACGAGGAAGGCAGCAUCCCCGCUUCCCCCGCGGGGGCCAGCACGCACCAGGGCAGCUCGCCAGAGUGCUCCACGAUCUACUCCUGUGCCAUUCCCACUCCCGAUGCUUCAGCCUCCACCAACCUAAUGGUGCCUGUGAAACGGCUCCCUGGGACCGCCACACGGCGGCUGUACAGGAGAGGCACGCCACGGAAGAAUGCCUCUUACUCCGAUCUGCACCAUUUUCAAGCAUCUGCUCUCCACACACCAGCGGCCGUCGCUGCUGGUGCUGCAAAUGCCGCAGCAACCUCAUGUGGUGGGAAUCCAGGAAUGCAAGUCCCUCUGCCCUCCGCUCAGGAUCCCUCGCCUGCAGGAGUGCGUCCGUGUGCAUCGCUUCCGCAUCGCAGCUUAUCGUCUUCCAUGCUCUCCUCCUCGCCCCCCGUGCUGCCUGUCUCGCCGAGUGAUAAGACGGGGGAGAAGGGAGUGAGGCCGUCGCAGAUGCGGAAGAAGGUGUCGUUCAGCACUAUGGUGAGGGUGAGGACGUUCGUCUCCUUGGAUGACUUCGAGCCCGCCCUCCAUCGCUCCCCUCUGGGAACUUUCUCCGUUUCUUCUCAUGCAGCAGGUUCGGAAAGUGCCACCACAACAUCUGACGUGGCAGCUGAUGUCAGCAGUAUUUGUAAGCCGGAGUUCGCUACUGAGCUGGCAGCGGCACUGGAUGUGGUAGAGAGGGCAUGCCACGUGUGCCUUGCUGUGAGGGAGCGGAUGGUAGCGGAGGAGCAGGGGGGGUACAGCAGCGGCAGUGAGAGCGAGGGCGGCAGCAGCAGCGUGGACAAGAAGGACCGCUCGCCCGUCACUGUCGCUGACUUCGCCGUGCAGGCCCUUGCUGCUCUCGAGCUGGCCCGGCAGUUCCCCGGCGUGCCACUGGUGGGCGAGGAGGACGCCUCUCUGCUGCGCGCGCACCUCGCUGCCCCCACUGCCCCCGCGCCUUCGCCACCAGCAGCAACAGCAGCCGGUGCUGCCAGUAGCGCAGCAGCGGCAGCAGGGGCGGCAGCGGCAGCAGGGGCGGCAGCCGCAGCAGGGACGGCAGGGGCGGCAGGGGAAGCAGGGGGCGGGGAGCGGGGGCCAUCCCUGGCGGAGAGGGUCACGGAUCUCGUGCUCCGCUUCGCCUCGCCCCACGCCUUGGCGCUGGGUGGCGCAGGGGAAGGCGCUGUGGAGGGGAGUGAAGGGCGGGCGGCAGCAGUGGAGGCAGUGCUGGGAGCCAUUGAUGCCGCUGCUGCUGCCACUCACCACCUUGAAGCUGCCGCUGGUGCUGCUCCCAGGCACCCAAGAUACUGGGUGCUGGACCCCAUUGAUGGCACACGAGGCUUUCUCAGGGGCCACCACAACCAGUAUGCU
Molecule: messenger RNA, 3105 nt
Organism: Closterium sp. Naga37s-1
Lineage: Eukaryota; Viridiplantae; Streptophyta; Zygnematophyceae; Desmidiales; Closteriaceae
Source: the annotation of a GenBank genome assembly